Siniperca chuatsi (mandarin fish) is the source of this 2764-nucleotide messenger RNA. RefSeq names its product gametogenetin binding protein 2 (gene ggnbp2). Bases 171 to 2204 code for a protein of 677 amino acids. The record is from RefSeq and is a predicted model, not a curated record. Gene Ontology annotation, cellular component: cytoplasm; nucleus. Lineage: Eukaryota; Metazoa; Chordata; Actinopteri; Centrarchiformes; Sinipercidae. The transcript has 14 exons.
AGGCCACACGCAUUACAACGUCAGCUACUACGUGCGGAGGGCAAAGGUCAAAUCAGUAAUGAAGAUUCCGCCACCGUAGCAGUCUCACUCACUGUCGCACUUGUUUAUUUUUUUUUAAGGGGGACUUACAGAAGCGGGCGAGCAGCACCAGAAUCAAACUGGAAGAAGUCAUGGCACGUCUGGUAGCAAUUUGCAGAGAAGGGGAAGAGGACUACCCAUUUCUCGCCAGACAGAUUCCCCUGUAUAUCGAUGAUACACUCACGAUGGUGAUGGAAUUUUCUGAUAGUGUCAUGGAUGUUGACAGCCACGAAAUAAACACCUCUCAUUGGAAACAAUUUUCGUUGUAUCACUCCAAGUUGAAGCAACAGGACUUGAAUAUCGCCCUGAUGGUGACAUCCAGAGAGGUGUACAGUGCAUUAUCUCAGCUGGUGCCAUGUGUGGGCUGCAGACGAAGUGUGGAGCGCCUCUUCUCACAUUUAGUAGAAUCUGGGAACCCGGCCCUGGAGCCCCUCACAGUGAAACCCACGGGCAUGCUCUCUGUCACCAAGGCCUGUUUAGCAGACGUAAAGAAGCUCUACACCCUCUUCUACAUCCAUGGGUCAAAGUUGAAUGACAUGAUUGACGCCAUUCCAAAAAGUAAAAAGAACAAACGCUGCCAGUUACACUCCUUAGACACACACAAACCUAAACCUUUGGGGGGAAGCUGGAUGGAUGUGUGGGAGCUGAUGUCUCAGGAGUGCAGGGAUGAGGUGGUCCUCAUUGAUAGUGCUUGUCUCUUAGAGACGCUGGAGACCUACUUGCGUAAACACAGGUUUUGCACUGACUGUAAGAAUAAAGUGCUGAGGGCAUACAACAUCCUGGUGGGGGAGUUGGACUGCAGUAAAGAGAAGGGGUAUUGCGCUGCGUUGUAUGAGGGACUAUGCUGUUGCCCCCACGAACGCCACAUCCAUGUGUGCUGCGAGACUGACUUCAUCGCUCACCUCCUUGGCCGGGCAGAGCCUGAGUUUGCAGGAGGCUAUGAACGCAGAGAGAGACAUGCCAAGACCAUUGACAUUGCACAAGAAGAAGUCCUGACCUGUCUGGGUAUUCACCUCUAUGAGCGGCUGCACAGGAUCUGGCAAAAACUACGAGCAGAGGAGCAGACCUGGCAGAUGUUGUUCCACUUGGGAAUUGAUGCGCUACGCAAAAGUUUUGAGAUGGCAGUGGAGAAGAUGCAGGGGAUCAGCCGGCUAGAGCAGUUUGUCGAGGAGCUGUCUGAGGAGGAAAGGGCCAAAGAGCUGAAGCAAGAGAAAAAGAGGCAAAAGCGAAAAAAUCGACGCAAAAACAAGUGUGGCUUUGAAAUAUCUGAACAGGAGGCAGAGGACAAGGAGAAAAAUCUGGACGAGGGUUCUCUUGAGUCUGUGGAGGGCACUUGCAAGGGCUGUGGUAGCCACGAUGAAGAGGAGGCCGGAUGUGAUGAGAGCGUCGCCACCAAUGGAAGCACUUCCUGUAGCUGCCCAGACAACACCAAACAGGAUUUGUCCCCACACAGCAAUGGUAGUGACUGCGGCUACUCCUCAAGUAUCGAGGGCAGUGAGACAGGAUCGCGAGAAGGUUCUGAUAUUGCCUGUUCUGAGGGAAUAUGCAACCAUGACGAAGCAGGAGAUGACUCAAACGCCCAUCACUGUGCUGAAGACAAAGAGGAGGAUGGAAUAGACAGUUGUGUGGACUGCUGGCCACACUCUGAGGAAAACACUCAAUGCAAGAGUAAAAAGAAGAAAAGGAAGGGCAAGGGUUUAUGCAACAAUCAGGGACAACAAGGUGAAGGUUGUAUGUCAGAUGGGAACACAACAGGCCACAAUCCACCACCAUUGCACACCUGCCGAACCAAAGAAAUCUUUUCCUUAUGUGGUGAUACAUUUGCCAGCAUUGCACUACGGUUACCAUGGACAGCACAUCAAAAGAACCUCCGCCUUCAUGCGAGCCCUCCAGAGGCAAACAUAAGUCUCGUGGAACUUCUGGAUGAUUCAGAAGUGACUUCAGAUGAAGAGAAUUGCCUGACACAGGAUGAAAUCCAGGCAUUUUUAGAAAGAAACCAGUCCUUCUACAACAACCGCCACCAGUACCGACAGCUCCUGAAAGAGAAAUUCACCAACUACUGCCGUGCCACUGAGCGGAGUAAACCAGUCUGUGGAAAGUGGUUUGCCACCACCAGUGUCAACUAACUGCAUUAAUAACAUCUUCCCCUGCGGAAAACACUUUGUGACCACUACUGCAACAUCUUUAGAUAAUUCUGAAGUACAUUUGGUGUCUUGUUCAGUCGUUUCUCCUUUAAAGUAAAUGUGAUUCUUAAGUUCUGUUGAUCAUCUCUCUCUUUUGCACUUAUACACCAACACACUUUUCCAUCUCGUUUCGUGGCCACUUUCUCACCUGUAAUUGUUCUCUUUGACCAAGCCUAGCUAUUUGUUGUUGGUCUUCUGUAGGGUCAUUGGGUAAGAGCACAGUGGAAUCAGUAAUCAAGCUUUGCAAGCUGUGACAUUAGGGAUACAUUUAGGAGUCUUAUUUUGUGUUUUCUUUUUUAAUCUUUUUUUGUUUCUAUUUUGUUUCUCUUUGGUGACACUUCAGUGUAGUGGUAAAGGUUGUACCAUUAAAUGUGUACAGAAAUUCUAAAGAUAAAGAUUUUACAGAGAAUAAACAUCCAUUUGUAAUAAGGAUUUGGGUGUCAUGUUAAGAGCGCAAUGUGCAAAAUUUACUAAAUAAAGAAUAUUUAUUAAUAUGCAUUAUA